UUCCUGGCUAAAAGGAGCCAUUUGCUUUGGGUUUGCUCCAACCUGCUCCAACCUGCUCAAAGCAGCAAAUCCUUUUAGGACAAACAAUUAAGGCCAGCAAAUCCUUUCAGGAGGAACACAGAUCUUUACAGAUUGGAACUUAGCAAAAAUACUUUUCCAAAUGCAAUCUGUUGGUGACACUGAAGUCUCUUGCUGAUGCUAAUAAAAAAUUAUUUUUGUUGAUCAGCUGAUCGUACUUCCCAGCAGGUAACUUGUAGGGUCCUAGACUGAGGAGCUGACUUAAGGUAGAGAGCUACUUUUCUACAUAAAAACCUGGUCUUUAAGGCACGAGGAUUUGAGCUCACAGUAAAAUAGCGAUCAAGAUGCUUGCUUCUACUCAAAAUUCACGUUACUUAAAACUAGAUGUUACCACUCAUCGUCUCCAUCCCCAGUGCAUUAUUAGCCCGCUGCCUCUCAUCUCAGGGAGGAGGAAAGUCAGCUUUAUUUGUUUAUGUAAUACGCUUCAUUAUCUCCAGGCCCCUUGAGAAUCGGGUGGGUCCCCAUGACUUCCUAGACAAGACGAGAGCUUCCAAGCCUUGUUCUGUAACCAGCCCUGUGCAAACAGAGGUCAAGGGCUUGUGGCCGAUAACUCUUUGACAUUCACAGUGUGUGUUAGCAUAAUAAAGGCUCUGAGAAGUACUGCAGUCCUGAGACCUGGUCAGACUGACUUUGGCUCAGGCUUUCCUGAUAUGAUUUCCUUUGGGAAAUCUUUUUCUUAUUCUUCUGCAGAGCACCCACGGAACUAGUGAACUAGCGAUUGACAGAAUUAACUGGAGGGCUCAGGGCUGCCCCCACUAGGCGGGGUUUAAUCCAUCUCCCCCAGGGCAAUGCCACGGGGACAAGCCAGCCGCAGCCGCAACCGCCUUGGAGCAGCCAGACCCAGUCCUGGACCUUGGCCGGUCACCUCUCUGGGUCCUGGUUUUCUCCCCCGUCAGUGGACUUCAUCCUUUACAGGCUCUUCGCCUUUCUUAGGCACCUUUUGUUUUGGCUUGUUCUUUGCCCCCAACUGAGUUUUGAGUCUGGAAGGAAGGCUGUAGAUGCUUUGGUGCUGGGCAAACACACCACUGUCUGGAGCAGGCCCUAGAACGGUCACCGAAGUUCUAAGCACCUGGAGAGUCGUCUGGCUGACCAGGAGAUGGUCACGGGUCCCUCAUCCUGCUCCCUGCCAGGAAGGCCUUGCUGUGGUUCUCAGAUGAGGUCACUGUUACUCAAGAGCCGCCGCCUGUUGAUUGCAUGUUUUGAUUCUGAGUGAGCCUGCCUGGGUCGUGGUCUGACCUCACGGGCCAUCUGUCCAAGCCCCGGAUUGCUCCCUUGGAGGCCAGGCUUCUCUGACUUCAGCCGGGGGCGGGGAGGGGAGGCCUGUUCUUUCCCGGGUAGGCAGAGAGAAGGCUGCAGGGCUGGAAGGACAGCAAGGCCCAAGGGGACGGCUUGCUGCUUUCUAAGAUGGAGGACCGUCCUCAGACCAUGUUGUCACCGAAGUUGACUUACCAUCCUUUGUGACCCACUUUGAAUGGGACAUGGCGAAAUACCCCGCGAAGCAGCCGUUGGUGAGCGUGGUGGACACGCUAGCGAAGCAACUGGCACAGAUCGAGACUGACCUGAAAUCCCGAACAGCCACCUACAACACUCUGAAGACAAACCUGGAGAACCUGGAGAAGAAAUCCAUGGGAAACCUCUUCACUCGGACAUUGAGCAAUAUCGUGAGCAAAGAAGACUUCGUGUUGGGUUCCGAGUAUCUAAUCACACUUCUGGUCAUCGUCCCCAAGCCAAGCUACACAAAAUGGCAAAAAACCUACGAAUCCCUCUCGGACAUGGUGGUCCCUCGGUCGACUAAGCUGAUUGCCGAGGACAACGAGGGCGGCCUCUUCACGGUGACCCUGUUUCGAAAAGUGAUCGAGGAUUUCAAAACCAAAGCCAGAGAGAACAAGUUCACUGUCCGUGAAUUUUAUUAUGACGAGAAAGAAAUUAAAAGGGAAAGGGAAGAGAUGAGCAGGUUGCUGUCUGAUAAGAAGCAACAGUAUGUGAGUAAACUACACAGGCGGGCGGGCUUCAUGCAAGAGCACCCCCCUCCCUUGGGGGCCAUGUGGCCCGGAAACCUGUGUUCCCCUGGAGCUGCCAGAGCGGGGCUGGGGAAGGGAGAGGGGCACCCAGGUGCGCCUUCCGUAGGAGAGCUCCCGAGUCCUGGCAGCGCCCCUCCAGGAGGGGACUCCAAGCCCCACUGUGCAGCUGAGAAACUGAGGCUCUGGGAGGUCAGGGAGCAUUUCCCCCAGGACGAGGAGACUGGGGCAGGGCAGGUAGGGAUCCAGGCGGGGGUCCCUGUGCCGAGCGUGGGCAGCCCUGUCCCCUCAGUCACCUUGCUGGCCUCAGCAGUGUGGUUCCCCAGGCGUGAUGGGAUAGCUUCUGUCGUCAGCACCCGUAUUUAUUCCCCCUACGCUUUUAGCAAAGAGUGGGGGCUUAUCCUUGAGAUUUCUGACAACAGCCACUCGGAAACCUUCCGCGUGCACGGGCAGCUGAGCUCACGAGGGAGCAAACCAGGCUUUGAGUUUGGGCAUGUGAACAGGGUAGCCUUGGGAGAGUCACUCUGCUCUGUGGGAUGGGCCCCUUCCUGCUACGGAGAAGCCUAAGCCAGGUGGCUCCAGGGGCCCCCCUGGUGGAAUGUCUUCAGGGCCCCUCUGCCCCCCAUCCCCACUGGGGAGGGUUCUCAGAAACUUCCAGUUCGGCCUCUAGUGUAGAGAGGAAGGGAAGAAUGAAUAGAGUGUACUUCAGGCCUUUUGGAGGAAAGCCGGUGUGUGAACAUAAAGCUGUAAGUCUGUGCUUAGGUGAAGAGCAAGAAGUACCUCCCGUGUGGCCAAGUGUUGGCCCCGGGUCUUCUCUGACGCCGGGCUGGCGGAACGGGCACGUCCGGCUCGACCUCUCUGGUCAGUGGCCUUUCCACAGGGACUCCAGACAAGCCUCGCCCCCUCAGAAGUGAGCAGCAGCAUGGGGUUCCACAAAACGGGGUUCUCAAAGCCCCACUGGACGGGCCCGUCCCCUCUGAGGACGAGACAGGAGCUCAUCAUGUAAUAGUGCCUGUGGGGGGGUUUAGCCCCACCCCCAAGCAUAUGUGUGUGUGUGUGUGUGUGUGUGUCUGUGUGGACGUGAGUGUGUGCAUGCCAAGUGAACACACCCGUUUCUGAUCCUCAAGUCUGCCGGGCUUUGGGUUGAGGGCUCUUCCUGAGACAAAGAGCUGAGGCGGCGCUGGGCCCCGAGACCUCAGACCCCGCACACCCAGGCAGGGAAGGGGUUCACCAACAAGAGCCGCAAAACCCAAAGGGUUUUUCUCCUUGGCCUUAGCUCGCCCCAAACCCUCAUCACCCAGGAGCGCUCAGUGGUCUCUCUAGCCUCGUCCCUGCUGGCUUCGGUCCUGGCCCCGGGCCCCCUACCCAGUGUCUCUGGGUGGGGGGCUAGACAGUGGCAGCUUUGACAAAUGUCCGGGCGGGAGGCCCUGCCCGCAGGACGGGUGGUCAGGUCGUGCCUUUGGCACUGGCCUCGGCGCUGGUACAGACCCCCUGAGGAUCCAGGUGACACACAAGAGCUCGACACCUGCCGCCUGGGGCUCAGGUUGCCACUUCCUUACAAGGUGUAGGCUUCUGCACCCCCACGCUGCCCCGGGAGCCCUUCCAGGGUCUCUGUGGAGGGGAAGUGGAGCUCCAGAGGAGACACACGAACUCGGAACCAUUUAGCUCCUUGCGAGGCUCGGGCUGUGUGCCACUGAGCGGGGUCAGCCACCGAGCGGGGGUCAGCCGGGGGCAGCCAUACCCUGGCUUCCGAGACACCUCUUUCCCCUUUAGCUUGUGGGGCGGUGGGCAUGGCCAGCAUCCCGCGCCGUCUUUGGUCCUCGUCACCCCGAGGGGACAGGCUAGGUCCUGGGGUGUCGGCUCCCUUGGACAGCACAGGGUGGGAUUUUCCUGUGCUUUCUCCCCGUCUGCAGAGGCGGCGGAUAAAGGAUGGUAGGUCCUACCAGCGUGCCUGGCUCAUUCUCUGUACGGAGCUUCCAUGGGUGCCGCGGGGCCCCCCCGUGGCCGGACGGGGUGGAGACGCGCCCCGCGGGCACAGCCGUUUCCGCUAACGGCUGCCUCCCGGGGACGGUCCCUGUCCUGUCCGCCCGUGGAGGGGAGGUGCGGACCGAGGCCGGGCAGGGGGACGGAAGCGGGAGCUGACCCCGCUGUCAGCGGCCGGCUCUGUCGCUGCAGGAGGGGACCCGGACACCUGAGCGCCCCCCAUCCAUCUCCAGUGCAGGCCGCACGCGGGUCCCGAGGGCGGGCCGGCAUUCCCAGCUCGCCUUCACGCGCUUUUCCGGCGACGCGAGUUACUUCUGUUCGUUGUGAUGCCUGUUUGCUGAGAGAUUAAUAAAUCAUUUCUGUGCCUUUAGCAAACUUCCUGUGUUGCUCUUAAAAAGGGAUCAUCCACCUUCCCGGACCACAAGGUUAAGGUAACCCCGCUAGGUAACCCCGCUAGGCCCGC
Messenger RNA from Leptonychotes weddellii (Weddell seal), 4542 nucleotides. NCBI's taxonomy places the organism in Eukaryota, Metazoa, Chordata, Mammalia, Carnivora, Phocidae. The record is from RefSeq and is a predicted model, not a curated record.